CGGGUGUGUUCUUCGGUCGGUUUUGAAAUCUCCACAGUGCGAAAAGUGCAGCAAAUUUGUGAAGACUCAUACAGAAAGUUUGUUGGGGAAAAAGUUGAAAAUAUUAAAUUUAGACGGGGAACAUUGAGCAAUUUUUGAACUGUAUGUGUUAAAAGUUCGUGUGACGUUUAAUUAUUUAAAUUCAGACAAAUAUAGUCCGAGCUGAGAAGGAAAGAGAAUAAGGUCCAGUAGGCGUGAACAAAGUAAAAGGGAAUAAGAAAGUACGGAUAAAAACGUAACGUUAAAAUGGAGCACGAGGAUAAUGCGCAUUUGGACAAUUUUUUGCAAAAUUCUCAACAUUUAAUGGAGAAUUUGCAGAUGGAUAGUGGUGAUGGUGUGUGUGAUAAUGUUGCUGUAGAUGAGAUUGGGGGAAAAUUUGAGGUGCAUGAAGAGCAUGAUGAAGAGGAAUGGAAAUAUAUCAAAGAAGGGCAGCAGAGCGAAAAGCAACAGCAACAGCAGCAGUUGAAAGCCAGUGUGGCUUGUAAAGACGUGGAAGGCGUAGAGGAAGUUGGCAACGGGCAUGGAUAUGGAUACGAGCAUGGUGAUGUCGGUGCCGAUAUACUUUUGCUAGACCAUCACGAAGUUGGUAACGGUGUCGUUGGCAUUUCAGCCGCAGUUGACGCAGACGCUGACAAUGCCGCAACCGGCAUUGAAGAGAAUGGAGAAGUCGACGUAGAAGUAAUAAAAAAUGAUGGUGAUUUUUCAACAACUUCAAAUACUACCUCUACAGCCGGUGAAGACGGCUAUGCAGAUACCGGUGUGUUGCAAGUGCAAAUGCAAAUUGAACAUAUACCACAAGAGCAAUUAAUACCAAAACAAGUUGAAGAUCUGUUGGACGAAGGUACUAAUAUAGGAAGCAUGGCGGAUGAGACCGAAGAGGACGACCCUAGUUCUUUGGCAACCAAUAAUACUAAUCGAACAAAUAGCCUUAGUGAGAGUGCUCCACAGCAAGAAUUACAACAAAUACCAAUUGAAGACAAUAUUAUAAAGAGUGAUGAUUUUUCAAAUGAGGACAAAGAAAAUAACGUUCCAUCACUUACCAAUGUCCAUGGUGAUAUUCCUUUCGAGGAAACAACUGGAAAUAGUGAUUAUGAAUCAGAAAUGCACUCUCAAUUAAAUCCGAAUGCAAUAGAAUUUGUUCCAAACUUUGGAUCAAACCCUACUUCUCCAACUAUCGAUAAUAAAGAAUUUGUUGUUGAUGAAGAUGUUUCAAAUAGUGUUGAGGAAAUACCAAUACGAACACAACCAAACUCACUUCCACGGCACCUACUGGGCGAUGAUGAUUUUGUUGCUCAGAGCCCACGCAAGGGAAGUGCUGAAACCAACUUGGACGCUAUUGCUUUACCAGAAGAAAAUGAUUUUGAGCACGAAGCUGCAAAACGUCCGCAUGAAUUGGAACAAGAAGAUGAUUUGAUUGCUGUGGGUACGGUAGAGCACUCACAACAAGAUGCUCAAUUAAUUCAAGAACAUUUGGAAAGUCUCAAUAGUUAUAGCGUGAAUAUGCUUGAAUUAGAAAGAAAUGCGAAUGAAUAUUGUUCAGAUAUACUCAGUCAAUCGCCAUUAAACUUAAUCGAUCAUGGUCCCGAAACUUCUGUCGAUUUAGAUACAGACUCACAACCGGUUGAUGUUGAAAAAAUCGAGGAAACUCAUGAGAACCCUAAAGAAAAUGUUGAAAUUAUCGAAGAUGUCUUUAAUACGGUACAACCAUUACCAAUAGAUUUGAACAACUCAUUUGUUGAGGAAUCAUCGCAUCAAGGAUUUACCGUUGAGGGGAAAGAGUUGCUUGAUGUAGAUGAAAAAGAAAAUAUUUCGCAUUCGCCGUCUACGGAAGAAAUGCAAAUGAACUUACAAAACGAAUUACAUUCCUCAGUGAAGGAUAUUCCACAAAUUCCGAUCGAUAUGGACAACGUUGCAAAUAUGCAAGAAUCGUUUUAUCUAGAAAGUACUUCCUCUGAAGCUCGUAAUCAACUUGCAUCGGGUAUUGACUUAACUUCCGUUGAUGAACCGAAUUUGUAUACUGACGAAAUCCAAAUCCCUAAUGUGGAGGAACAAAAAUCUGCCAUCGGUGGUCCUUCAUUUGAAAGUGACCGAAACUCUGCACCUGACACUUUUGAAUGUGAGCCAGGUACUGUUUUCGAUGCUUCGCCUACGUCUUUGAAUAUAUUCGCACCAGAGUUUACGCCUACACAGAAAUCAAUCGAUGCUGAUAUGAUAUCACCCUCUCCUGUAUCAACUGAAGAGAAACACCUAAUCGAAGAAACCAAAGAACAAGCAACACUAAGUGAAACAACAGAAGAGCCUGAGCAAAAAAUGGAUGAUUUAAUAAUAUCUUCAAAUGAUGGAAUCCUCUCACAGGUAGAGGAGGUUGCACAAACAGCAGCUAACAUCGUUGAAAGUAUGAAUCCAUUUGCUACUUCAGAACCCGAACAAGACGCAUCUGUUGAACAGCCAUCAAUUGAAGCGGAUCAUGCAUUUUCAGCAUUUUCAACCGAACUGCAGCCAGAUGCUGGCUUUUCGCAGCAAAACGAACAAAGCUACUACAACGAACCACAGGAGCAACAACACUUGAAGGAGGAAACAGCAAAGUCCACAUUUGAACAUCACGAAGACAAUUUAUUCUUGACAAAGCCAGAAGAUGAACAACCACUAGUAGCGUCCCCUGAGAAAUUGGAGUCUGAAUUAAAUGGAUUUGAGGAGCACAUACCUGCUUCCAUAUCUGUGGAAAGCUCGAAUGCUGCUCCAUUUGAGCCAGAGCCAGUAGAUUUAUCAGUUGAACCAGUGCAUGAAGAGGCUCAUUUGGAACUGGUGGAGUCCCCAAUUGCUGAGCCCGCACAUGAAGAGGCUCAUGUGGAACUGGUGGAGUCCCCCGUUACUGAGCCAGAAUAUGCAGCUGUAUCUGAGCCAGAACUUAAAGCUGUGCCAGAGCCAGAAGUACAAUCAGUUUCUGAGCCAGAGCUUAUUACGCAGCCAGAGUCGGAGGUAGAGGUACUCCACUCGGAGCCUGUAAAUGUAUCAGGUGAGAGCAGUAAUUUUGAUGCAAAUGCUUCGGCUGUGGCUGAACCAAUUUUGGAAACUUCAGAUCAGCCCUCGGUGCCUACUCAUUCAGAAACUACUAUAGAGUUAGCUGCUAAUGAAACCACACCGUCAGCCGUUGAAGAAACCGUGAUCGCUGCUGCUGCUGUAGGUGCUUUGGCAGCUACAGCUGGCGCCGUAAAAGUUGCUGCGGAUGCCCGCAAAAAACCAGAGGUUAAACAGGCUCGUACUCCAACUUCGACGAAAACAAAGGGUAUCGAUGUUAAAAAGGCUGCAGAACCAGCUAAAAAACCGGUUGGCAAAACUACUCUUUCAACAGUGUCUGCCGCUAGACCACGUACUGCUCCGGCUAAGACGACUGCUACCGCUGAGAAAAAACCGGCUACAACUACAGCUUCAACUAAAUUGUCAGCUACUACUGCUGCUCGCAAGCCUCUAACGUCUACCACUGCAGCGUCUCGCACAGUUACUAAGACAACAACUACAACACGCCCAACGACAGCACCGACUGCUGCUAAAUUGACUGCUUCGCGUACCACUACCUUGUCUACUGCACGUCGUUCAGCACCAACUACUACAGGGGCAUCGACGACUGUUUCCAAUGGCACAACCACCGCCAAGCCCAAACCAACCAGCAGUGCACCUACUAAGCCAACAACUUUGGGUCUUUCGGGUACAACCAAACCGAAGUUGUCAUCACCUCGCACCACUUUAACAUCACAACUACGCAAGGCUCCAACUAGCACAGGUACUGGUCUAGCUACGACUAAAAGUCCUCUUAAGACCACAGCACCAACUGCUAAUGGCGUAACUAAAAGUUCGACCACUACAACUGCUGCAAGUCGCGCUAAGAGUUCAACUUCAACCACUACCACUACAACAACUACAACUACUAAGACUUUUACUGCUCGCCCUGCUCCGAAGACUACGCAUUCAUCCACAUUAUCAUCGACUACGACACGCCGCACUGUAGGUAGUGUAUCGAUUAGUGCAACAGCUGCAAAAACCUCCAGCAGUACGUUGCAGAAAAAGACUCCACCGGGACCUACUAGACCAUCAACAGCUGGCAAAUCGUCACUUUCGCCUACGAAAACGACAAACUCACUUCUGAAAGCGAAAACCAAAGAUGUAACUAAGAAAGCAGUAACUCCAACUAAAUCAUCAAAUCUUUUAAAAAAUAAACCUACCGUAGAACAGACAAAAACAAAUGGUACCGCUGCUAUAGGAGCAGAAGAACCUACUGUUAUUCAACCGGAGCAGACACCCCAAUUGAAUGGUAAAGGUGACGGUGACGCUCUGCAGCUGAUAGAGAAUGGUAUCCAUAAACUUGAGCUAGAGAAUGGUGAAGAGCCUCUAUUGGAGCAGCAUAUACAGGCAUCUCUGAUCGAUGCUUAAAGGGAAGGAACAGAAAGAAGACUUUGUAUUUUUUAAAGUGCAGUAAGCAAAAUGAAGAAAUGUUAGAUCAAAGAAAGCGAUCGUCGUCAUUUAAUAAUAUUUAUUUUUGUGGGGGAACUUACCUUUGGACAAGUAGACAUAAUGCACAAGGUACUUGGUGGAAAGCAGUAUGGAUUGAGGAGGGGUAGGUAAAAGCAGAUGCGCAUAAUUUUUACAAUUCUAUUGCUGCGCAGAUUGCUAUUCACAAUCAAAACAAAUAAAAUUAGAAGAGUAUUCUGAUGGAGGAAAAUAUUAUUUUAGACGAACUUUGAUAAGAAAGAUGCGAUUCAAUGAGAGAUAGUAGAAAUUCACAUAAUAAACGAAUAAUUCUCGAUAGUGGAGUACGGAUGUGACUAGAAAGAAAGUGUAAUGAAAUUGACAAUUAGGUGGCGAAACGAACAAAAACUAUAAAAAUGAAAUAAUUGCGAUAGUCUCUGCAUGAAUGUAAAAGUGCACAUCCCAAAUAUGUAGGUUUUUGAUAUAAUCGCUUGAAAGUAAUCUUCGUCAAGUUGCAUGGUUCUCUAAAGUGUUUACCUUUUCAAAAAAGGGAACACAUUUUUAAUGUGUAUUUGUUUAAUUUAUAUUCUACGUUUUUUCUUGUUUUGAAUAGUUCGGUGUCUAAUGUUUUCAAAUAGUUUUUUCGCUCUUUUAAAUCGGACAAGACUUCUAUGGCGAAUUUUGCUAUUAUAUUUGUCAUUUACGCUGAUUUGUUUACUCCUUUUAUUGCAUACCCAUAUUUAAAGACAAAAAUAUUUAUUGUUUCAGUUAUUUUUUUAUACUCAUUAUCAUCCAUGGAUUAAUGUUGGAAUGCUCAUCGUUAAUUAUUAUGUUUUCCUGUUUAUCAUAGUAAUUUUUUUAUUUUUGUCAUUUAUUUAAAUAGUUGAUUUUGUGCUGGUGAAUGUAUGGGAAAGACGAAAAACGAAAUAAAAAAUCAUAAAAUUUAUGAAAAAGCUAAAGAAAAAAAAUUUCUUAUUACCACUUUGUGAGCCAGUAGUUUUUGGCCUAACAACGACAACUAAUAUUACGCAAAAAAAAAAUUAAGAAAUAUUAAAUGCAAAAACUAAGCAUAACAAAAAAAUAAAUAAAAACUUUAUAUUAAAAAAAAUGUAUGCGCGGAACGCGUCAUAAGUAAAAAUAUACGAAAUGAAAUUAUCUUUUAUACACAUACAUAUGUAUAUGAAUAUCUAUUAAAUAUUAGAUGGCAUGCGAAAGAUCUUUUAAUCUUUAAUCACAUUAACGAUCGAAUUGUGCAUUUUUGAUAUAUUUUUGUACUUCAUUAUUCUGUUCCUGUUUACAAUAUGUGAGUAAAUGUAUAACACAAGAAAACGAAGCAGUAUACUUAACUAUAAACAAACAAAAAAAAAACAAAAAACAAGUUAAUAUUAUUUAUGAAACAAAUUGUGGACUUGCUGUGCUCCUACCCAGUGUAUUAUUAUUAUUUUUGUAAUUUUCUUCCGAAAUUCCUACUUUUGAUUUGUGCUCCUUUGUAUUAUUUCUUUUAAUUUGUUUAAAUUAAAAAAGAAAUUCUCAACUUAUAAGUCUGUCGAAACAUACAUAUAUAUAUAUAAUAUUAUAUUAUUCUCAAAACUACGAUAAUUUUUACGAUAAACUUGUACGCAAAACAAAAAAACGAUUAAAAAGCUACAAAAAAAGAAUAAAAUUAAUUUUUGUGUUUUAUUUUAGUUUUUAUUUGUAUAAUUUAGUUAGUAAUAAUAUUAUUUUUUGCCAUAUCAAAUCUUCCUACUGCACAUACUUUAUACAUAUGCACUAGCUCGUUCAUAAAUUAAACUCACACCUGCAAUUGCGAGGAUCAAGCCAAAUAUCUGGUGUUUACGAACACAUAUUUCGUGUUUUUUAAAGUUUUUUAAAUUAAAUAUUGUGUUCCAUUUGUAUUUUAGUAUCUAAGACUUAAACGUAAACCGUUUUUAAUCAACUCACAACUCGAAUUUAUUCACAUUGCCUGCUCUCACAUUUAUUGUAGUACAUGUGCUCGUAUAUAAGCACUUCACUUUAUUGUAGGUAUGGUGCCGCUUAAAAAACAAGUAGUGCACAAUAUACAAAAAAAAAAUUAUAUACUAAGCCUUAAUAGCUCUUUGUGAAAUAAAUUAUUUUCCAUAAUUUUGCUUGCUUUAACAGUAGUGCCCUUUACAUCUAAUUUGCCUUAUUGUUAACUGAAUUGAAUGCAAGUGAUAUUGAUCGAAAAGUUGCUGAGAGGGUGGGGACAAAUAGCUUGAUAUUGCUGUUUUUUUAGCUUAAAUCCGAAUAUAAUGUAGUGUGUUGUGCGAGUAGAUAUGACGUUUUAUUGAAAUAUUUUAAAUAAGGAGACUGACUACGAUAACAUGCGCGCGGUAGCUUCCCUUAUUCUUAGCCUUUAACUCAUUUUUUCGAAUUAGUUAGCUUCCAUAUUGCAUAAGUGCACUUCCAAAAGGUAAUAUAAAAUGUUGCAGAAAAAGUGUGUCCAGCGUGUACAUUUUUUUCUGAUUUUGAUAGAUGAGCGCUUCGAACAAAUGACGCUUUGAACUUUAUACAAAGCGUAGUUUUGUUGAAUGCGUGCUUUAAAGUAUUGGAUCGAGUUGUUCUCCAUUUUUGCCAAACGCAAAAACAAAAACAUUAAAACAUUUUUUUUAAUCAAAGUUAACAAGUCGUUAAAAUAAUUACCUUAUGGUAAACAUAAAGUAUAGGAUUCAUUUUAAAUCAUGACAAUCAGCUGUUCAAAGCUGAAAUUCCAUUGACUUUUUCUAUUUUAGCAACUUCGAUUUUUUUUUGGCAAAUUGAUAUUUGCUCACACCUUAAACUACCGAAAUUUUUUUAACGCGUUAGGGACCUUGAGCAUCAAUUUUCAUUGCAAUUUACACACGGUGACACCUGGAAAUACAGUUUACAUUUAAUAUGUGUAUGAAUAUACAUAUCUUAUACAAUUACACACCAUUAGAAAGCUGAUUUGCGGAAUUUAUUGAACUGGUCAUUAGGUCUUACUCGAACAUUGAACAAAGAACUUAACAAAAAUUAUUCAUUUACCGUUCUUAUAAGAGAAUUUUCUAUGAACGUGAAUAUUUAAACGUAACUUUUAUAUUUACCUACGUACAUACAUAUAUCUAGAGCAUAUUAUACAAUUAUACACAAUUAAAUUGAAACAAAAAAAUACUAGAAGGUAAUGCUAUGAAUAUCUUUUAAAACAAAAUAAUUACCCUAAAAAUGGGACAUUUAUCAAUUAAUAUAUACAAGUAUAAAAUGUGAGUAGAAUUAUUCAUUGCAUUUUGCCACCUAACAACCCAUAUGUAUCAGAUAUAGAAAUUAUUACGACUGAUUUGUUUAAAGAAAAUUCUGCAAAAUCAGAGAGAUCGCCAAAUACCAUAGCAAGGUAAAAAGUACAUGAUUACAUAUUGAACUACAUGUUUACAAGUGCAUGCUAAUAUACAUACGUUUUUACUUACAAACACACUAGUUGCAUAGAAAUGCAUAGAAAUAUGGAUGGAUUUAAAUAACAUACCAACAAAAAUAUGAACUGAUUUAGUGCAGUAAUAAGAAAUAUGAAUUGAAUGAAGCUUAUCGAAGCGCGGAACCCAGCGGAAUUAUAUUGGGUAUAUACAAGUACAUACAUACAUACUUGUGUUUAAUUAAUUACCGGUAAAGAACCACAAAUGCCCGUAGUGGUACAAGAUAGAAUGACAGCAAAUACAUACAUAUGCAUGUAACUAACAGCAACCACUAACUAAAGUGGCCGAUAUUAGAAAUAAAAUAAAUGUUAAAAAUUCGAAAUUA
Bactrocera tryoni is the source of this 8268-nucleotide messenger RNA. RefSeq names its product 205 kDa microtubule-associated protein (gene Map205). Bases 286 to 4467 code for a protein of 1393 amino acids. The transcript has 2 exons. The record is from RefSeq and is a predicted model, not a curated record. Lineage: Eukaryota; Metazoa; Arthropoda; Insecta; Diptera; Tephritidae.